Iphiclides podalirius (scarce swallowtail) is the source of this 1482-nucleotide messenger RNA. The record is from the annotation of a GenBank genome assembly. NCBI's taxonomy places the organism in Eukaryota, Metazoa, Arthropoda, Insecta, Lepidoptera, Papilionidae.
AUGUCUGGGCGCGGGGUUUUGAGGAAGCUGUUUUAUAAAAAGCAGCAUAAUAAGGAUGAGCGGGCAACAGAGAUUGGAAUGCCUACUAACGUCAAGCAACAUAUACAUGUGAGUAAAAAUUCUGAAACGGGAAUGUUAGAGGGUCUUCCUGCUUCAUGGUUAAGGCUUUUAAAUACGCAAAUUACACCUGCGGAACAAAAUGAAAAUCCUGACGCAGCCAUCCAGGCUGUUAAAUUUCAUAUGUACACGAUCAAGAAGGAAAAAGCGCUAGACGAACCGUUCAAACCGUUUGUGACGGAAGAAGCAAUCACCGAAGAGGAUUUAGAGAUAGAAAAGUUAUUAGAUAAGAAAAAUGCCCACCAAAGUCAAGACUCAGAUUUAUCAAUUGGUCAGAGCAGCGAAGAAGAUGUUGCACCUAAUGAUAAGUUCUCCCAAAGGCAAACUAUGCCUGCAGGGCCGAACAAACACAGUAUGAAGAAAAAGGAUGCCAUGAUGGAUUUAACAGCGGUUGUCCAGGACUUGACAUUAAUUGGAAACGAGUCAGAGGAAAGCCCCAUACUAAGAAAGAAAGAAAUGAUGAAUGCUGCACUCACUGAUGAGGAAGUGUAUGAAGAAUUGAAAAGGAUUUGUAAUAAAGAUGAUCCCUAUGUGAGGUUUGAGAGGAUCAAGCAACUUGGCGCUGGUGCUUCAGGUGUUGUAUUCAUCGCUAUAGACAGUAAGGACAAUUCCAGAGUGGCCAUUAAAGAUAUAGACUUGACAAAACAAUCCAAAAAGGAUCUCAUUCUAAACGAAAUCAAUGUUCUGAAAGGGUUCCAUCACAAAAAUCUAGUUAACUUUCUCGACGCCUUUUUGAGCUAUGAUCAUCUAUGGGUUGCCAUGGAAUUACUAGAUGGUGGCUCAUUGACAGAUGUUGUAACAGAGGUUGUCAUGAAAGAAGGUCAAAUUGCAGCCGUAUGCCGUGAGACCCUUCAAGCUGUAGCCUUCCUGCAUUCAAAAGGAACUAUACACAGAGACAUAAAAUCGGACAAUGUGUUACUCGGAAUGGAUGGCACAGUCAAAGUGACUGACUUUGGAUUCUGCGCUAACAUAGUUGGAGACGAAAAGAGACAAACGAUGGUUGGUACUCCAUACUGGAUGGCACCAGAGGUAGUCACUAGAAAGCAGUAUGGUAAGAAGGUAGAUGUGUGGUCUCUAGGCAUAAUGGCAAUUGAAAUGAUUGAAGGAGAGCCUCCAUAUAUGAAAGAAACCCCACUACGAGCUUUGUAUUUGAUAGCGGCUGUUGGUAGACCGAAAAUUCCACGGUGGGAGUCAUUGUCACCAGCGUUUCAAGACUUUUUGGAUAAAUGUCUCCAUGUUGAUGUUGAUUUGAGGGCAACAGCUGAUGAACUCCUAGCACAUCCAUUCCUCGAGUGUGCAAUGGAGUUAAGGACUUUGACUCCAUUGAUAAAAGCUGCACAGAGGAUUCUCCAUAAAAGCUAUGAC